GGGCUCUGAGCUCCCGCAGCCCCGCCAGGAGGAUGCUCCUGCCGGGGCUGUCCUUGGGAACGCUGGGAGAGCCGCUGUUCUCCGGAAAAGCGAUCUGCGGAGGUGCUUCCCUCGGCUGCCGGGGGCUGGCUGUGCCCUGGGCGGGCGGGGGACCCCCAGGUGAGGCGCCGAAGGGUCGCUCCCCCACGGCCGGCUCUGCGGGAUGCUCUGCGGGAUGCUCUGCGGGAUGCUCGGCGUGACUGCACCGUCCUCCUCCUCCCUGCCAGCCUGCAGAGAGUCUGCUCAGUCCUCAGGCAGCUGCUUCACCUUCCAGCCUGCGAGCGAUGUUCCGGCAGCGGAGGAGAUGGGCUAAUUUCCAAAAGCCUGCAGGACAUCCUGACUCCCAAUCGUGUCGACGGAAGCAGAACCAUCCCUUCCUGAGUGCCGGACCCAGAGGUGACGGGGCCUGAUGGGACAAAGCCAUGCUGGGGGCAAGGAGAAAUUCCUCAGUCUUUCCUCUGGCCACUCUAGGAUUUGCAGCUGCUUUUCCUCUGAUGGUUCCAUGAUUUCCCAGGAGCUGAGGGCUCCCUGUGUGCCCCUGCUGUGCUUCAGGACAAGGGUUCUGUGGUUACUGCAGCAUGGUCCAAGCCUGCUUGCUGUGCUCCAGAGUUCAUAAGGGCAGCCUGGCAGCCUGGGCAGCUGCAGCAGACAUGGACAAGCCGGACAAGCCCAGUCCCUCUGCCAAGAAGCACGUGCGUCUCCAGGAGAGGAGGGGCUCCAAUGUGUCGCUCGUGCUGGACAUGAGCUCUCUAGGGAACGUGGAGCCCAUCCAGCCUGUCUGCACGCCACGGGACAUCACGCUGAAGUUUCUGAGGACAUCCAGCCACGUGCUGAGGAAACAGGAGCUCCAGCAGCACGCCCAGAGCCUGGCACAGCUCCAGGAGGAGUUUUCGAAAAUCCCACCCAACUUCGUGAGUCCGGAGGAGCUGGAAAUCCCUGGGCGUGCUUUCAAGGACAGAUACAAAACCAUUCUCCCCAAUCCUGAGAGCCGGGUCUGCCUCAGGAGGGCUGGGAGCCAGGAGGAAGACAGCUACAUAAAUGCCAACUACAUCACAGGCUACGCGGGCCGGCCCCGGGAGUACAUUGCCACGCAGGGACCCAUGCUCAACACCGUGAGCGACUUCUGGGAGAUGGUGUGGCAGGAGGAGGCUCCUCUCAUCGUCAUGAUCACCGAGCUCCAGGAGCGCAAGGAGAAAUGUGUCCACUACUGGCCCGAGAAGGAGGGCACCUAUGGCCCCUUCACCAUCCACGUGCAGGGGGUGAGCGAGUCUGUGGAGUACGUGAUCCGGGAUCUCUCCAUCCAGCUUGGAAAGGAGCACCGCAAAGUCAAACACAUCCUCUUCCCUUCCUGGCCGGACCAGCAAACACCUGAGUCAGCCAAGCCCCUGCUGCACCUGGUGUCCAAGGUGGAGGAGGCUCUGCAGACUGCAGCCAGCCCAGGGCCCAUCGUGGUGCACUGCAGCGCAGGCAUUGGCCGCACCGGCUGCUUCAUUGCCACCAGGAUCGGGUGCCAGCAGCUGCAGGACAAGGGGGAGGUGGAUAUCCUUGGAAUUGUGUGCCAUCUCCGCAUAGACAGAGGUGGGAUGAUCCAGACGAGCGAGCAGUACCAGUUCCUCCAUCACACACUAGCUCUCUACGCUUCCCAGCUGCCAGAUGGGGGAGGCCACUAGUGCAGGGCUCCCACUGGGCUUGUGGCUCCUUGCUCUGACCUCUCCUGCACCAGCCUCGGGGACACCUUCACCAAAACCUCUCCUGCUGCUGCCAGGCCACAGAGCAGCAGCAUGAACGUCCCUCGGGGUGAUGAGCCAGCCCACGGGGACCCUGAGGAUGAGCAAGGUGAGGUGGUGCAGUGGGUGCUCGAGGUGGCCACUGCUGCUGGCUCCUGGCAGAUUUCACCCAUAGAAAGAACCUUUGGCUUUUGAGAGGUGCAAGAUCCUGAAGCAGAAGAGCAAGCUGUGCAGAAGAACUGCAGCUGGCAGAUGCUGGGAGCACGGUUUGCCUUUCAGCUGCACACAAAUGUUCAUCCCAUUAAACACAGCACCGGUGGAACUACCCUGAAAUAAACAGAGCCUCUGUCCUUGCUGUGCAUCCUUUGUGGGCAGGGCUGGGCUUGCUCCAAACAUGCACCACGAAGCUCUUCUUGCUAAAGACACACCUUGAUGGCUUGGUGCAGAGUCGGCUAACAGCGUUCAACAGCUUGCUUUCCUCUCCACCUUCAGCCAACACCUUCUCAACAGCUUUAAA
This is a messenger RNA of Poecile atricapillus (Black-capped chickadee), 2283 nucleotides long. It is a transcript of the gene PTPN7, whose product is annotated as protein tyrosine phosphatase non-receptor type 7. The transcript has 11 exons. Gene Ontology annotation, biological process: protein dephosphorylation. Gene Ontology annotation, molecular function: protein tyrosine phosphatase activity. Bases 618 to 1709 code for a protein of 363 amino acids. Lineage: Eukaryota; Metazoa; Chordata; Aves; Passeriformes; Paridae. The record is from RefSeq and is a predicted model, not a curated record.